Messenger RNA from Daucus carota subsp. sativus, 1202 nucleotides. RefSeq names its product ADP-ribosylation factor-like protein 2. Gene Ontology annotation, biological process: protein folding. The coding region runs from base 418 to 975 and encodes 185 amino acids. Gene Ontology annotation, molecular function: GTP binding; GTPase activity. The transcript has 7 exons. The record is from RefSeq and is a predicted model, not a curated record. Gene Ontology annotation, cellular component: microtubule cytoskeleton; cytoplasm. Lineage: Eukaryota; Viridiplantae; Streptophyta; Magnoliopsida; Apiales; Apiaceae.
AUGCAAUAAUAAGUAAUAGAGGGGGUUCUUUAUUAAAAAAAAAAAGUAAUAGAGGGGUUGGAGGUAACCGCGAGAGCAGGCAGGAACGAUUCGGUGGAAGAAACAGGAAGAGAAAGAGAUUGUGCAGGAGAAAACAUAAGCCUGAGAAGUUACCCUUCUGAGGUUUUGGUUGGUAUUGGCGAUGAAAAGGAUAUAAUAGUUCUAGACUGCUGGUGCAUUUCAACAAGAAACAAAGGAUCACUUGACCCUUUUCAAAAAAAAAGUCUACCAUCUUACAUCCUCCGAGGCUCCGACCACCGGAAGAUAAGAGAAUAGUGACCCGACCCCGUUCAGCUAGGUCGUGGAGAAUCCAAUUAAAACCAUUCUCGUCGAAGCUAGUUUGGUCAUUUAAUCAGUCACGAGAUCUGCAUACCUCCAAUGGGGCUCCUCAGUAUUAUUCGCAAGAUCAAGAAAAAAGAAAAAGAAAUGCGUAUCCUCAUGGUAGGGCUAGAUAACUCAGGGAAAACAACGAUUGUUCUGAAGCUUAAUGGUGAAGACACAAGUGUUAUUAGCCCUACUCUUGGGUUCAAUAUCAAGACUAUUACUUACAGCAAGUAUGUGCUUAAUAUAUGGGAUGUUGGGGGGCAGAAGACUAUACGGUCUUAUUGGAGGAAUUACUUUGAGCAGACGGAUGGCUUGGUGUGGGUUGUUGAUAGUUCGGAUCUUAGACGACUUGAUGAUUGUAAAUUUGAACUCGACAAUCUGUUGAAGGAGGAGAGGCUAUCUGGAUCAUCACUACUCAUUUUGGCGAAUAAGCAGGACAUACAAGGUGCUCUGUCCCCAGAAGAAAUAGCUAAAGUCCUUAAUUUGGAAGCCAUGGAUAAGACCAGACACUGGAAAAUUGUAGGAUGUAGUGCUUACACUGGAAUGGGCCUGCUGGAAGGUUUUGAUUGGUUGGUUCAGGACAUCGCUUCUCGAAUUUAUGUACUCGACUGAAUCUUUUUCAAAUAGGUAUUAUACUUGCUCAUGUACAGACAUGUAUAUUAACUUAUUCGAGAUUGAAGAAAAUUUGCUUGUUGUGGUUAGGCUCCCUUUUACUUCGGUUGGAGGUAUUUGGGAUGCCUUGACAAGGGAGAUAAGUUGUAUGACUUACAAAUUUUGUUUGCAUGGCUUUCCAAAAUUCAUAUAUUGAGCAAGGAAUGGAUACAAAUUUAUUUAUGCUA